ACCGCUCCGCCCCGCGCCAUGGCGACGAGGGACGUGGAGGCGGGCCUCCUCGCGCACCUCAGCACCAACGCCGAGAUCGCGGACUCCCGCUCCUUCGCGUCCUCCCUCGGCGUCCCGCACAAGGAGCUCGAGGACGUCAUCAAGAGCCUCUCCGCCUUCCGCAUCGUCCAGAGCGCGGACAUCACCAAGGAGACGUGGGUGCUCACGGACGAGGCCAAGGGGUACGCCGCCAGGGGAUCCCCCGAGGUGCAGCUCGUCGCCGCCAUCCCGCCCGAGGGUGCCUCCAAGGCCGCGCUCAAGGAGAAAUUGGGGGACGUGGUCUUCGACAUUGGGAUGAAGGCAGCCGCCAGGAACAAGUGGAUUGGCUUCCAGAAGGGGAAUAAAGACCUCGUCCUGCGAAUGGUUGAUGAAACCAAGGAUGAGUUGCAAGAGCAGCUUAAGAGGCUGGAGAACGGGGAGGUUGUUGCUAACAAAGUAAUCGAUGAUUUGAAGAAAAGAAAGCUUGUAACAAAGGAGAAAACAAUUUGGUAUUCACUAAAGAAAGGACCUGAGUUUGUUUUAAAGAGAAAAACUUUGGCAACUGAUGUGACACGAGAACAUCUCAAGAGUGGUGACUGGAAGGAUUUGGAAUUUAAAGAUUAUAAUUAUGGAGCUCUGGGACAACCUAUUCCGACAGGAUAUGUGAACCCGUUGUUAGAGGUCCGAGAGAGCAUCCAAAACAUUUUCAUCGAGAUGGGAUUCAUUGAGAUGCCGACAAACAUGUUUGUAGAGAGCAGCUUCUGGAAUUUUGAUGCACUGUUCCAGCCACAACAGCAUCCUGCUCGGGAUUCACAUGAUACAUUUUUCCUCAAAGCCCCUUCUACAACAACACAAUUACCUAAUGACUAUCUUGAGAAAGUAAAGCAAAUCCAUCAGUCUGGUGGUUAUGGCUCCAAAGGAUAUGGUUAUGAUUGGAAGCGAGAUGAAGCAGAGAAAAAUCUGCUUCGUACUCACACGACUGCGGUUUCCGCAAGGAUGCUAUACAAGAUAGCACAGGAGAAACCUUUUGCUCCAAAGAGAUACUAUUCCAUUGAUCGUGUUUUCCGAAAUGAAGCUGUGGACCGAACUCAUCUUGCGGAAUUCCACCAGAUAGAAGGUCUUAUUUGUGAUUAUGGUUUGACGCUUGGUGAUCUGAAAGGUGUAUUGGAAGAUUUCUUCUCGAGACUAGGCAUGUCACAGCUGCGUUUCAAACCAGCCUACAAUCCAUACACUGAACCAAGCAUGGAAAUUUUCAGCUACCAUGAUGGUUUGAAGAAAUGGGUGGAAAUUGGCAACUCAGGCAUGUUCAGACCUGAAAUGUUACUUCCCAUGGGACUUCCAGAGGGUGUUAAUGUCAUUGCAUGGGGUCUUUCACUUGAAAGGCCAACCAUGAUUCUCUAUGGCAUCGACAACAUUCGGGACCUCUUUGGACCAAAGGUUGAUUUCAAUCUCAUUAAGAGCAGUCAGAUGUGCCGCUUGGGGAUGUAGCCUGGUUAUGGUUAAACUUAGUUGGAGGUGACAUACUUGUUGAGAGUUGAUCAGAUGCUAAAAGCGAAAGGAUUUUUUUUAUGUUUUACCUUUCAAAAUCAAGCCUACCUUAAGUUGCUUGGGAAAAAGGCUUUGAUGUUGUUGAUGUUGUUGUUGUUUUACCUUUCAGAAUUAGUUCAUGUGCAUUUAAGAGAAGAAAUGCAAAAUCAUAUGUAGCAUUGUAUUAUUUGAGGUGUCUAUGCUCGAUGAUACUGUCUCACUUUCA
Molecule: messenger RNA, 1771 nt
Organism: Lolium rigidum
Lineage: Eukaryota; Viridiplantae; Streptophyta; Magnoliopsida; Poales; Poaceae
Product: phenylalanine--tRNA ligase alpha subunit, cytoplasmic
Biological process (GO): phenylalanyl-tRNA aminoacylation
Cellular component (GO): cytosol; phenylalanine-tRNA ligase complex; cytoplasm
Molecular function (GO): tRNA binding; phenylalanine-tRNA ligase activity; ATP binding
Source: RefSeq, a predicted model, not a curated record